Molecule: messenger RNA, 513 nt
Organism: Cucurbita pepo subsp. pepo (vegetable marrow)
Lineage: Eukaryota; Viridiplantae; Streptophyta; Magnoliopsida; Cucurbitales; Cucurbitaceae
Product: subtilisin-like protease SBT3.4
Source: RefSeq, a predicted model, not a curated record
CUAUAUCCUUCAAACUUUGAAGAAUGGCAAUCAAUUUUUCUGUUUUCUUCUUCACCUUUUCUCUCACUUUUCUUCUUUCCUCUGCCACCCAAUUCCACAAAUCCGCCCCCGACUCCGCUCCCUCCAUGGUUCAUAUCAUUUACACCGACCGACCUCUCAAUGAGACUCCUGAAGCCUAUCACAUCCGAAUCCUAACUUCUGUUCUCGGCAGUGAAGAAGCUGCUAGGGAAGCCCUUGUGUAUUGUUACAAGGAUUCUGUCAUUGGCUUCGCUGCGAAGCUUACUCCCGAUCAGGUCGAGAAGAUUACGAAACAACCAGGAGUUCUCAAUGCUGUGGAAAGCCAUAGCUAUCAUUUGGAUUCAAAAGGAGAAAUGCUUACAUAGAAGAACUUCCAAUUCUUCCCUUUAAAGAAACUGCAUUUGGUGUAUCUUGUAUCUAUUUCCUAUCAUAAAGAAGCUCAUGGCUUCUAUAAUUUCUAUAAUUAUAAAUGAUAAAUGAUCAAAUAUCCUCCUA